Messenger RNA from Plasmodium reichenowi, 912 nucleotides. Its product is annotated as mitochondrial ribosomal protein S15 precursor, putative. Gene Ontology annotation, cellular component: ribosome. The record is from RefSeq and is a predicted model, not a curated record. The coding region runs from base 1 to 912 and encodes 303 amino acids. The transcript has a single exon. Gene Ontology annotation, biological process: translation. Lineage: Eukaryota; Apicomplexa; Aconoidasida; Haemosporida; Plasmodiidae. Gene Ontology annotation, molecular function: structural constituent of ribosome.
AUGAACAUUAUAAAUAAAAUAUUGAAGGUACAUAAUAAUGUAUUUCACUCGGAUAGGAAAGGAAUGGAUUUUUUUUUUUUAAGGAUUUGUAAAAGAUACGAAUCAAGAGUUAAGGCUCAUAGGUAUACAGGAAUUACAGCUGUAAAAACACAUGCUCAGAAAACAGAAUGGUAUUUAAAGGCUGAAAGAGAUUUUUUAUCCGAACGAAAUAAGAUACCUAAUGGAUAUAUAGGUUUAUGGCAAUAUGAUGAUAUAAAACAUUUAAAUCCGAAUAUUAUAAAUAUGUUACAUUUAAAUUGUGGGAAUAAUAAGCAGAUACAUAAAUAUAAAAAAUUAAAUAUUAGAAGAUUAUUACAAAGGAGGCCUUUCGACGUAGGUAGUGCACCAGUUCAAAUAGGUUGUUUAACGGAGAAAAUUUUGAAUUUAAGAGCUCAUAUAAUUCAACGUUGUAAGGAUCAUUCAAAAAAAAGAACAAUGUCUAUUUUAUUAGCUCGGAGACAAAAACUUAUGAAAUAUUUAUACAAAACAGAUUUUGAAUUAUAUAAACAUACAUGUGAUUUGUUAAAAAUUAAGUGUAUUUUAUUUGCUAUACCUGAUUCAAGAGAUCGAUCCAAGGCAAUUAAUUCAGCAGCAAUUGAUUCUGAUAGAUGCAAAUUUCUAAUUCGACAAAAAUUAUGGAAAGGAAAAUAUAGACCAAGACCAAUCAAAAAUUCAAAAGGACAGACAGUUAGAUAUACUAGACAUCCAAUUGAACAACCACCAUCUGAUUAUGGAUUACCUAAAGAAUAUAAACCACAACUAUCAAAUUCUUGGCCUUAUGGAGUAAAAGAAAAUUAUGAAAAAGCAAAUUAUACAAUACCAAAUCCUACAGCUCCGGGUAUUGGAUACUGUCCAGUUCCUAUGUUAUUUUAA